Molecule: messenger RNA, 1084 nt
Organism: Sinocyclocheilus grahami
Lineage: Eukaryota; Metazoa; Chordata; Actinopteri; Cypriniformes; Cyprinidae
Product: leucine-rich repeat-containing protein 57-like
Exons: 6
Coding region: 296-1012 (238 amino acids)
Cellular component (GO): cytoplasm
Molecular function (GO): protein binding
Source: RefSeq, a predicted model, not a curated record
CGGGAGGUGCAAUUACACGCAAGAGCCUCAAUCAUCUGUCUGUUUCUACAUAAACAAACAUCAACCUGGGAUGGGCAAAGUUCCUUAGAUCACCAUCUGAUAAUAUUGUAUUACUGUUUUACACAUUUAUAAGCGCUUAAAGAAGGAUCUUUAGCUCCAGCCAACGGGAUUCUGUAAACUUUUCCUGCUGUACACAUUGUCAAACUGUGGAUUUACAGAUAGCCAGUCGAGCUAGCUGGCUAAGUCUUCCAGUAGAUUUCCUGAUAUCAAAUUCGACAGCAUCCAUAUCCUGUAAAUGGGGAACAAUGCGCUCAAAGCUCAUUUGGAAACAUCUCAGAAGACUGGAGUCUUUCAGCUGACCGGAAAGGGUUUGACGGAGUUCCCAGAGGAGCUGCAGAAACUCACCGGAAACCUGCGGACAGUCGAUCUGUCCAACAACAAAAUCGAGGUGCUUCCAGCAUUCAUAGGAGGCUUCCAGCAACUCAAGAGUCUCACAAUAAGCAGCAAUAAACUGACCAGUCUACCAAAUGACAUCGGGAAACUCAAGAAGCUGGAGACUCUUAUUUUAAAUGGGAACCAGUUGAAUCAGGUUCCUUCAUCGGUGGGUCAGCUGAAGUCUUUGCGGACCCUGAGCCUGUCUGGGAAUCGCUUCAAGGAGUUUCCUAGCGGACUCUGCACCCUUCGCCAGCUCGAUGUUCUGGACCUGUCCAAGAAUAAGAUCCAGGUGGUUCCUGCAGAGGUGGCCGAACUGCAAGCCAUUGAAAUCAACCUCAAUCAGAACCAGAUUUCGACUCUGUCUCCAGAGGUGUCUCGUGCUCCCAGACUGAAGGUCUUACGGCUGGAGGAGAACUGUCUGGAGAUCUCCUCUAUCCCCUUCUCCAUCCUCUCAGACUCCCAGGUGUCCCUGCUGUCCGUGGAGGGCAACCUCUUUGAAGUUAGAAUGUUGCGUGACCUAGAAGGAUAUGAUAAAUACAUGGAACGUUUCACUGCAACCAAGAAGAAAUUUGCGUGAACAGUCAGAGGCUUGCUGCACCUGUCCUCUGCACUGGGCUUACCGUAGAAAGGUUUCAGCCGAGACUGCUUU